This is a messenger RNA of Hermetia illucens (black soldier fly), 2409 nucleotides long. RefSeq names its product MFS-type transporter SLC18B1-like. Bases 595 to 2019 code for a protein of 474 amino acids. Gene Ontology annotation, biological process: transmembrane transport. The transcript has 10 exons. Gene Ontology annotation, molecular function: transmembrane transporter activity. The record is from RefSeq and is a predicted model, not a curated record. Lineage: Eukaryota; Metazoa; Arthropoda; Insecta; Diptera; Stratiomyidae.
GGCUAUAGUCCAUGAAAUCAGUCAUUCCGUGAAUUAUAUUGGCUCUGUACGGUUCUAGUCCCGGUCGUUGAUAAAAUUUUUUGAAAAAUUUGAAUUCUAGAAUUUUUGCAAUCUCGAAAAUUGUUCUGAAUAUAUAUAGCUUUGACAAUACGGUUCUAAUUGCAGUAAAUUGUGGUGUUUUUCGAAAUUCUACUGUUUUAUGAAAUUCGUGUUUAACUUUUCACGUUUUUUUAAAAAUGACCAAAAUGAAUAAUCGGAAGUUCUUCUUUGAGAAAUAUUUAAUUUUUAAUUAUCUAUCAAACUUUUCCACGUAACAAAGUCCAUUUGAGGAGAAAAACUGAAACAAUUAUCCGCACAUACAUAAAUAAAUAAAUAGUGCAUUGUUCAACUGAUCCUGUUGAUUUUUCUUGGACACAAAAAAAAAACAAUUUUUAAAAUAUUCGAAAAAAACGUUCCUAAAUAUAUAGUCAAGGAUUUGUCUGUGAUCUAGUGAAAUUUUAAGUGUUGUGGCAAAUAUCUAUCUAAAUAAGAGCUCCUUCCUCAGUGUUUCGAACUUGAUAUUUUAUCCUAUUAUUUCCUGGUUUUUGUGUGACAAUGUCGAUUCUGCCAAAGUUCAAUUUCUCUAAGCGACAAUGGAUGACUCUUUGCAUAAUAGGACUAGCAGAUUUCUGUAAUGCAAUAUGUGUUAGUCUGCAGGCACCGUUCUUUCCAAAUGAGGCUGAAAAGAAAGGAUGCACAGCGACCGAAUAUGGCUUAGUUUUUGGAAUUUUUGAACUGAUAGUAUUUUUAAUAUCACCAGUAUAUGGUCAAUACUUAAAUGUAAUCGGACCUAAAGUAUUAUUUAAUGGAGGAAUAUUCACAACAGGCACGGCAGCUAUUUUAUUUGGUCUUCUGGACAGGAUACCGGGCCAUACCUUAUUCAUCACACUAGCUUUCAUUAUAAGAAUAGUUGAAGCCCUCGGCAAUGCUGCGUUUUUGACAGCAUCCUUCGCGAUUAUUGCAAGAGAAUUCCCAAACAAUGUUGGAACGACUUUUGCGUCUUUAGAGACAUGUUUCGGACUAGGACUUAUUGUGGGACCAACUGUAGGAGGAGCUUUAUACGCAUUGGGCGGUUAUUAUCUACCUUUUGUUGUUCUAGGAUUUCUACUUUUCCUUACCGCUCUGCUUACACUCUGCAUUCUGCCAAAGCAUCCAAAUGAGGCGACUAAUCAGACUAGAGGCCCUUCACUGAAAACGGUCUUGAAAAUACCAGGAGUACUCGUCUGUGCCUUAAGUAUUUGCGCUACAAGUGCUUCAAUUGGCUUUUUAGGAGCAACAUUGGAGCCACAUGUGAGACAAUUCGAUUUAAGCCCCGUACUAUUAGGAAUGAUUUUUGUAAUAAAUGGUGGAAUAUAUGCAGUCACCGCACCAAUUUGGGGUUGGCUAGUUGACAAAUGGAUGAAUCCUAAAAUAUCAUCAUUCACGGGCACCCUAUUCAUUAUGGCUGGAUUCUGUGCAGUUGGACCGGCACCAUUUAUUCCUAUAGAGACGAAGCUGAGCAAUGUCAUCCUUGGACUAGUUCUUCAUGGAGUUGGUAUUUCGGCGCUUCUGGUUUCUAGUUUUUCGGACGCCCUACGAACAUCAAUAUGUAAAGGUCUACCUGAUAAUAUAGAAACAUAUGGUCUAAUAUCAGGAUUGUGGACUUCGACAUUUGCAUUGGGAGCAUUUAUUGGUCCAUCUGUGAGUGGAGCUCUUUAUGAUUCAAUUGGGUUUAGGGGAGCAUCUUUGUUUAUUGUUGCACUUCACGCUGCGGUUGGAAUAAUUUUGAUUAUGUUCUUAUGCUGCGAACGUAAACCUAAAAUGUACAAAGAACUUUCACAGACUGACUCCUUACUUAAAAAUAAACGUAAUGGCUUUGGUUUUGAAAAUCCCAUAUCCAAUGGCAAUGGAAUGUACUAUACAAAUGGGAAUGUAGCCACCAGUGAGCCUGGUUUUUGUAAGAGUUUCACUCGAACGAUAAACAGGGAUUGGAGAAAGUAAGUGGGCCUGUGAGAGUGGCUCACCAAUUUCAAUGGGUAUGCGACCUUAUUAUGGAAGUGUUGAUUGCCUCCGUUCAAACCUAGCCAAUUGUCAGGAAACCUUUGCGUAGAUACUGAUAAUAAUAUAAAUAUUUAUGAACAAAAACAAAUUAAUUUAAGUUUAUGACUAUUUUUCGUUUAGAUAUUAUUAAGGAUAAAAUGCUACUGACGAAAGUCAGCUGAAAGACUUGUUUGAUAUUCUAAACUACUGAAUGUUAAGUCCAAGCAACGAGAAAGGCUUAAUGGUAUAUUUUGAUACAAAUUUGUACUAUUUACGUAAUUGUAGAAAAUUUAGCUUUAUUUUAUUGCUUUUGUUAUAUAAAGAUAUUAAAUUUUGGUUUAAGAACACAAA